Geosmithia morbida is the source of this 1533-nucleotide messenger RNA. Its product is annotated as adenylosuccinate lyase. Lineage: Eukaryota; Fungi; Ascomycota; Sordariomycetes; Hypocreales; Bionectriaceae. The coding region runs from base 1 to 1533 and encodes 510 amino acids. The record is from RefSeq and is a predicted model, not a curated record. Gene Ontology annotation, molecular function: N6-(1,2-dicarboxyethyl)AMP AMP-lyase (fumarate-forming) activity; (S)-2-(5-amino-1-(5-phospho-D-ribosyl)imidazole-4-carboxamido) succinate lyase (fumarate-forming) activity. Gene Ontology annotation, cellular component: cytosol. The transcript is spliced from 7 exons. Gene Ontology annotation, biological process: 'de novo' AMP biosynthetic process.
AUGGCCAACUCAUCAUCGUCGACCGCCAGCUCGGCGUUCGACUCUUACCAGACGUCCCUCACCACUCGCUACUGCAGCCCCGCCAUGUCCAAGCUCUUCAGCCAGCGAUCUCGUCACUCGACCUGGAGGAAACUCUGGCUCGCCCUGGCCGAGAGUGAGAAGGAGCUCGGUGUCGACACCAUCACCGAUGAGGCUCUGGACCAGAUGAGGGCUCACCUGACCGUCACCGAUGACGACUUUGAGGUUGCCCGCAUUGAGGAGAAGAGCCGUCGACAUGUAAGCCAGUCGCUCUGCCACCGUUUCAUCCACGAGUCUGCCCCAUCUGCAUCGGGACACGUCCACGCCUUUGGGGCCGUGGCCCCCGCCGCGUCGGGCAUCCUCCACCUGGGAGCGACCAGCUGCUUCGUGACGGACAACACGGAGCUCAUCCUGGUGCGCGAGGCCAUGGACCUGAUCGCCAAGAAGAUCGCCAAGGUGAUCCACAACCUGUCCGCGUUCGCGGUCAAGUGGAAGGCCGAGCCGACGCUGGCCUACACGCACCUGCAGGCGGCGCAGCUCAUCACCGUGGGCAAGAGGGCAGCGCAGUGGGUGCUGGACCUGAUGCUCGACCUCCACGCCAUCGAGCAGGUCAGCCGCGAGCUCAAGUUCCGCGGCGCCCAGGGCACCACGGGCACCCAGGCCAGCUUCCUCUCCAUCUUCGAGGGUGACGCGGCCAAGUGCGAUCGGCUCAACGACCUCCUGUGCGCCAAGUUCGGCUUCCCCUCCUGCUACGAGGUCUCCACCCAGACCUACACCCGCAAGGUCGACCUCAUCAUCGCCAACGCCGUGGCCGGCCUCGGCUCCACCGCCCAGAAGAUCACCGGCGACAUCCGCCACCUGAUGCACUGGAAGGAGAUCGAGGAGCCCUUUGAGUCCUCGCAGAUCGGCAGCAGUGCCAUGGCCUACAAGAGGAACCCUAUGCGCUCUGAGCGCGUGUACAGUCUGGCCCGCGAACUGAUGAGCAAGCCGGCUUCUUUCGCUGCCACCCACAGCGACCAGUGGGCUGAGCGUACGCUCGAUGACUCGGCCAUCCGUCGCAUUGACAUCCCUGAGAUGUUCCUUCUGGCCGACGCCAUCUGCAUCGGUCUUGACAAUAUCAGCGACGGUCUCGUCGUCUAUCCCGGUACAUGCUCUCCUGAAUCCGUGCCUUGGAAUCUCCCUUUCAUGAUCACCGAGGAGAUCAUCAUGAGGCUGUGCGCCAAGGGCGUCUCUCGGCAGGAGGCGCACGAGCAGAUCCGCGUCCUGAGCCACGAGGCCGGCGCCGUAGUCAAGCAGGAGGGCAAGCCGAACCCGCUAGUAGACAAGAUCCGCGCCAACGACUUCUUCAAGCCCAUCUGGGGCGAGCUGGACGGCAUGCUCAAGGCCGAGCUGUACACGGGCCGCAGCAGCCAGAUCGUCGACAAGUACUGCGGUCCCGGCGGUGCCGUCGAGAAGGCCCUCGCGCCGUACGAGGAGUACAUCAAGAGCUCCGCCACGGCUAAGCUGAAUGUCUAG